AUGCCUGAAGUAUCAAGAGUUGUGCGCAGCUCUUAUCAUGACCGAGACCGAGAGGUCGAUUAUUAUUCCUCCGAUGAUGAGCGGUCAUCUCAUAGUCGGUCGAACCCAAAUGGUAGUGCGUAUCGCACUGUUCAACGUUAUCGAGUCACACCUGGUCGAGUCGACGAAGUAGAUGAUACACGAUCAGUUCGUUCCUCUCACAAGGAGUACGAAAAUCGACGAGGGGAUCGAAUUGAAGUGGAUCGUCGAGUCGAAAUUGAUCACGAACGUGAGCGAUAUGACCCUGAGCCACGACGAACGGAGCGUAUUGAAGUGGACAGAAGAGUUGAGGUUGAUCGCGAAAGAUAUGAACCAGAGACGAGACGAACGGAACGCAUAGAAGUCGAUCGACGAGUUGAAGUUGAUCGUGAACGAUACGAACCCGAAAGACCUCGAUCACCUGCCGAAUAUGAUCGAGCCGUCGAAUACCAGAGAACGACAGUUGAGCGAGCUAGAGAACCCGAACGGGAACGAGACCGCACUAGGGCAGUAGUUUAUGAGCGGGAGCGGGAACGAAGUGUUAGCCCCUUACCUUGGGAUCGACACCGCAAUGAUAGACCAUGGGAGACAGAACGGGAUGUUCGGGAGACCCGCGAGACUGAUGUUACAGUCGAAAAAACAAUAGCACGACGUCAUAAUGAACCAUAUGAACUCGAAAGAUACUCGCGAGAAACCGAAUACUACGAUCGACCAGAACCUACCCCACCACCGAUUAUCAUUCGUCAACGAGCUCCAGAACCCCAACAAAUUAUUGUGCAAGAAGCCGCUAGCCCCGCUCCAAUUAUCAUACCACAGCUUGUACCAGAGACACAACGAGUUGAAGUUAUUGAGAGGAAGACAGAAAUACAACAAGAAAUCAUCCCACGACCCGAACCACGUAGGGAAGACGACGAAUAUUAUUAUCGCCGAGAUGUUCGUGAAGUUGGUGGAAGAAGAGAACGCGAUGAUGAGAUUGUUGCAUAUGAUCGCAGAGAUGGUCGGUAUGAUGAUGAAUAUGACAGUGAAGGAUAUGUUAUACGAAAGAAGGUUAUCAGAAGAGAGGCGCGCAGUCGAAGCCACAGUCCACAUCAUAGAAGACAUUUGGCAGAAGGCGCUCUAGCCGGGGCUGGUGCAGCUGCCCUUUUGGCAAGUCAUAGGGAGAAGCAAGGAACUGAAACAGCUCAUCGUGGCAGAUCAGUCAUUGGUGGGGCUGCUUUGGGUGCGAUUGGUGCUGAAGUUGUGACAAGAGCACGCAGCCGAUACCGCGAUAGUCGGGAAGACAUAAGCAGGUCAAGAUCAAGCAGUCCACAUGAUCAUCGCAAAUUGAAGACAGCUCUGGGUCUGGCAGCUGCUGCCAUUGCUGCGGGAGCUGCUGUUAAGUAUGCCAAGAAUCGAAGUGCAAACAAAGAAGAAUUGGUUCGCGGCCGAAGUCGACAAAGAAGUGUUUCUCAUGGUCGACGUUAUUCCGAUGGGGAUGAAUAUUGGUCCGAUGAAGAGUACGAAAAGCGUACUACGAGAACGAGGAGUAGGAGCAGGAGCAUACAUGCUGAUCCAGCGCAUCGAAAGAAGUCUAUGGCAAAAGCUGGAGCUGGAGCUGCCAUAGUCGCUGGUGUCGCAGAGCACUAUCGAAACAAAUCUCGAAAGCGUAGCGGUCAACGAUCACAAUCACGAGUACGAACUGCUGCGGAGAUCGCCGGAUCAGGUCUUGCAGGUGCAGCAGUGGCUGGAUUAUAUGAGAGUAGAAAAGCGAAGCAGGAUGCUGCAGAAGAUGAUGUGCAUGAGAGACGGGAGAGAAGGAGGAGCAGAACUAGGAGUAUAACUAGGAGUAGAACUAGAAGCAGGUCGAGAGCCAGAUCCACCGGAGUAUAUUCUGAUCCAGGUGUUGACCCAGAAUUAGGCAUGGUUCAGUACGGUACUGAACCCGUAUACACGCACCAGCAGCCAGCACCAUACGAUCGACCAAACGAACACGACCCAGCUGUCGCAGCGGCCGCAGCUGGGGCUGCUUACGGUGCUACCACACGUAGUCGAAGUCGAUUCCAUCGACGCAGACGACAUUCAUCGAGCGACGUCGAAGAGCGACCACGAUCACAAAGUAGAAGCCGGAGCAGAGUUCGAGAUCUAGCUGCUGGUGCGUUGGGUACGGGUGCGGCCGCUAUUGGGAUCAAUGAGUAUAGAAAGAGAAAAGAUAAGAAGGAAAAGAAAGAAAAAAAGGAUGCAGAGAAGCAUGAGCGUGAGCGCGAACGAAGACGCUAUGAAGACGAAUCAUCACCUGAGAGUUACUACACUAAUUUCCGUGAUGAAGGAUAUUCUCCUUCGCCGCCUCACGCUUCCGGUGGUUCAUACUACCCUGAUAACAUUCAAUUCCCACCACCUCCUGCCUCAGCCCCAGAAGGUUUCACUCAUCAUGGAAACCAUUCUACACCCUUUAUUAAUGAAACCCCUCCAAUACCACCCUACAAUCCUCAAGAUUAUGCAGGUCAACGUGCUGCAGUUCAAGAUCCUCAUGUCAAUUACCCACCUUCAUCCAGAGCUCCUGGUGACAAUGUGAGUGCUUAUCAAUCUUCGAAUUCCGAACCUAUUAUGACAGUACCUCCCCAUACAAGGGAGGAAUCUUACUUCCCUUUUCAUGAAGCCUCUCCACUUGAAACUGAUCACGUUUACGACCGGGAGGAUCGUCUAAAUUCUUUAACGCCUACUUACCCCAUCUCUCCAAUCGAACCCGCUCCCUCCAACAAAUCCGUCAUGUUUGCCCCUCUAUCCCCCACAUCCUCCCGUCGCUUAGAACGUAUCCACAAUGCCAAAGCAGCUCAAUCCUCAUCCACAGUAAAUACAUAUGAACAACCAAUCCCCUCUACUGACCGUCAUCAUCGCCGAAGGAGAAGACGCAACUCGGAUCCUUCUUCAAAUCGUCCUUCGAGACCGAGGAAACAUCAGAAACAUAGAAAGGAGAGGAAUGAUGAGAGUGGAAGUGAGAAGAGUGGAGAUAGUGAUAGAGAUGAGGAUGUUGAAGUGCUUCCGAAAAGGUUUAAUGAGGAUGGGAGAUUGUUGAAUGGGAGUACAAAGGGAAGUAGGGAUCAGAGUAGGGAUAGGGAUAGGGAUGCGACGAGAGAUAUUGCAAAGGAAUUCGGAGGUGGAAAUGAAAUGGUUGAGAAGGUUGUGAGGGGUGUGGGGGAGGUGGUCGCGGGAAAACAAACGUGGAGUGAGUUAUUGCUGGGACUCGUUAAGGAGGGGGGGUUGGCGGGUGGUUCGUCUAAAGAUCUAUCGGGAGAUGAGAGAGAUGGGGAUAGGGAUAGUGAUAGGGAGAGGAAGGAGAGGAGGGCGAGUAGGAGCAGGGGGAGGGAAAGGGAUUAUUAA
Sclerotinia borealis F-4128 is the source of this 3375-nucleotide messenger RNA. NCBI's taxonomy places the organism in Eukaryota, Fungi, Ascomycota, Leotiomycetes, Helotiales, Sclerotiniaceae. The record is from the annotation of a GenBank genome assembly.